Messenger RNA from Staurois parvus, 323 nucleotides. The record is from the annotation of a GenBank genome assembly. Lineage: Eukaryota; Metazoa; Chordata; Amphibia; Anura; Ranidae.
AAUGCCGGUUAUCUGCAUUUCUCUCCCCACGAGCUGUCACGCUGACAGCUCGGCACUGAUGAUCAGUGUGCCCUGAUGAUCUGUGUAGCCCCGGCAACGCCACCCGUCAGUGUCCAUCAGUGCCAGCUCUCAGUGCUCAUCCGUUCCACCUGCCAGUGCCCAUCAGUUCCACAUCAAUGCCACAUAUCAGUGCCCAUCUGAGCUGCCUUUCAGUGUCACCCAUCAGUGCCACCUAUCAAUUCCAGUCAGUGCCACCUAUCAGUGCUGCCAGUCGGUGCCACCUAUCAGUGCCAGUCAGUGCCACCUAUCAGUGUGCAUCAGUG